AGUGCAUAGCUAACUGCGUUCGAAAUCCCUUCAACAUACCCUUUUUACCCAGUCUAAACCUACAGUUAAAUUACGAAAAAAUCACAAUAAACUAAAUCAACUAAAUUCACCAUUGGAACUAAUAGUACAAAUCAAACAUUCGUGAUAAAACAAAUUCGGCAACUCAUUCAGAUAAAACGCACAUUGUAACGCAGCAGCUAUAGACCAAAAGAACAAUUUUUUUACCGAAAAUAAAGCUAAGUUCAAAUAUAAUAAUUUCUUUCGCACGUGGCUUUUUGAAGGGCAUAUUUAAAAAAAAAUUUCUCUACAUAACUCACGGAUUUUUAAAAUAUUGAAAAACUGUAUCGGGCAAAAAACAUCAUAACAGACUCAAUAUUUUAAAAGUGCCGGUUAAGAAUUCUUUCAAUAAACCUCAAACUUUGAUAAUAAUAAUAAGGGCAAUCUUCCCUCCAGUCUUUUUGUUGAACACACUUAGAUAUUUUUUAAACAGGGCAACUAACUAAACGGGCUAAGUUAAUUAACAAUAGAAUAACAACAAUUGACAAUUUGAUAUUGAUUAUAAAACGAUUAAUAUAAUUUGAACAUCUCAGUUGAUCUUAACACAAUUGAUUUUUUAACAUUUCGAACUACUUGAAACGUCUGUGAUCUUUAUAUAUAAAAAGGAUAUAUUAAUUUCUCGGUUUAGGUGUAACUUUUUCGAAAAGAUUCUUCAGUUAAGACGAAAAACAUAUUUUUCCAAAUAUACGACUCUUGUGCCUUAUUGUCGGCCUUAAAAAACUUCCUAUUAGAAAAGUUUGUAUAUUAUUAAAAAAAUAAAUAAAAAAGAUAAUAAAAAAAUCGAAAAGGAAAAUCGUGGCUUAUUUUGGAAAGUAUAAAAUUGUUAGCGAAAAUUGUUGAAAAUUUCCUAAUAGUGACUGAAAACCGACCAACUACGACACCUCAUCUGGAAGGACAUUGAGUUUGGACUUCCACACAAAGGGGAUUAACAACAACCCCUAUCGGACCCUAAGUACAUUGGUAUUUAAAAGGGACCAUAACAUAUACCAACAGCCGAAAGAAACACAGCUGUUGUUAAAAAAAACAACGGACAAAGACAGACAUAGGAAGAGGUGAUACCUUCACCCCUUAAAACGAGACCCAUUCGAGAUCCUGCAGCCUUACGAGCGGCAAGAAGAAAAACGCGCAACGUUUCACGCAGAAAAAGUGCAAUACUAAGUACAAAAAUUCCUCGUUGUGAAGAUCGUCGCUGAGACGGCCUGAAAAUAGGCCAAAAUUCCGAAAUUUUGGACAAUUUUUCUAAAAUCUUCAACACGGAGGAACAGACGCUCAUCAACAAUAUCAAAGUCGAACAUGAGAAUCUUGUAGCGAAGUGGUUACAGAAUUCCUUCAAAAUUCAAGAAAAUACCGCGUUAGACCUAAGGGCAACGCCUCUGUCACUUCAGAUACCGCCAAUGACAGAGGUAAACAACAGACCGGUAUUCAAGAUGAACAACGAUUUUUGGAACCAGGCCAGAGGGCCGCCUCAGAUGAUGGCUCAGAACCUGAGCAACUCAAACCAGAAUUCACCGGUGCCAGGAAGUGCGAAUUCCAUUCCUGCUCAUUCGCCUUCUCAGCACAGUACCUCGUCUCAGAAUCAAAACCACGUUAUGGCGCAGAACCAGAUGGCGAUGCAACAGCAGAACCAGAACCAACUGCAGCAGCCUCAACAGUCAAACACGCCAAACUCUCACCCACAGACACCACAGAACCCUCAGAAUGCUCAGCAGAUGACACCGAAUAGUCAAAUGUCACAGCAAUCCAAUAACCACCAGCAACAGCAGCAGCCUCAGAAUAACGGACAGAACCAGCAGCACACGCCUCAGAUGGGUAGUCCAAACACUCAGCACCAUAAUUUGCAGGCUGCGCACGCUCACGCCCUGGCUCAGCAACAUUUAGCGCAGAUGACUCAGCACCAUCUCGGAAGCGGACAGAACUCACCUGAGAAGUUGCAUGAAAAGUUGGUGAACGAUAUACAGUUGCUUUCCCAACUAACUCUACCGGAUAUGAGCCUCCAAAGGAACACAUCUUCUUCUUCUAUCAGUGAAAGGACUCUAGAAGAAUGCUGGACUACCCUGCAGCGUAUCUUCAUGACGAAGUCCAUGCACAUGCAUGCCAGAGAACUCACAGGCAGAUCUGAGGUGAAACCACAUCAGUGUCAGCAGUGUCUAAAAAGCUUCAGUAGCAACCACCAGCUAGUUCAACACAUCAGGGUCCAUACCGGCGAAAAACCAUACAAAUGUUCCUAUUGUGACAGAAGGUUCAAGCAAUUGAGCCAUGUACAACAACACACAAGACUGCAUACAGGUGAACGUCCUUACAAAUGCCACCUACCUGAUUGUGGAAGAGCGUUCAUCCAGCUAAGCAACCUGCAGCAACACCUUAGGAAUCACGACGCUCAGGUGGAAAGGGCGAAAAAUAGGCCCUUUCACUGCAACAUCUGCGGAAAAGGUUUUGCAACAGAGUCCAGCCUGAGAACCCACACGUCGAAAGUAAGCCAUUGCAUUGGUCGUUUGCAGCAACAUGCAGCUCUCAUUGGCGGACCUAAUGCCACAACCUGUCCCUUGUGCCACAAAAUGUUCAUCGGUGGAGAAAGCCUGAUGGAGCACAUGAAACACACACACAAAGAUCCCAACGCUUCGGGGGUAGCCAUUGACGUCAUCGAUCCUUAUUUAGCGAAGAGAAGGACAGCAAAUCAUCCUUGCCCUGUAUGCGGCAAGCAUUACGUUAACGAAGGAUCUCUGAGGAAGCAUUUGGCUUGCCAUCCAGAAACGUCGCAAUUAUCGACAUCUUUGAGAAUGUGGCCAUGCUCAGUGUGUCAAGCCGUUUUUACUCAUGAAUCAGGUCUUCUGAGUCACAUGGAGCACAUGAGGAUGGAUCCCAAACAUCAGUUUGCCGCCCAAUAUGUGCUGUCAAGAGCUGCAGCUGAAAGAAGGGAGAGAGAAACACUCUUGGCUGCCGUUUCGGCGUCUGCUUCUGGUAGCGGACUUCUUCCAUUACCUCCAAUACCUGGACAAACAGGAGGAAGCCCUAUGUGUGCGUCCCCAAGUGCCCAUAGUGAUAGUUCUUCCGGCAACGGAAGACUUUCAUCAACUGGUUCGGAUGCUGGUGGAUUGAAUAACAAUAACAACAACUGUAACACUAAAUUAGGAGAUAUUUUAAGAAGUAACAAUGGACUUCAUCAACAAUACAACGUGGAAGAACAGCUACACAAUGCAAACAGAAUGGCGGCUUUGGCGAAUAUGGUCAGUCAAGGGGGUGUACCACCGGGUCUUGGAUCUGAUCCAGCUUCCAAUAUUGCCAACAUCGCGAACCUCAUGCGGUUAGGAGUGACACAAGCCAACCAAGUGAACAAUAGCAAUCCCUCCACACCUCCCAUCAACAACGAUGCACUCAAUGCAGUAAAUGCUUCCGUCAAUGCAAUGAAUGCCAUGCGAGCCUCCAUGGAAAGCAUAAGAAACAUGGACCCCAUGCGCUCUUCGGUGAUGGACUCUCAGCAAUCGCAACAGCAGGAAGCGCUGAGGAUGCAGCAACACGCGGAGGCUCUGCUAAGAUCCCAGGCGGAGGCAGCCUUAAGGCUGGCCAUGAGCCAGGCAUUACCUCAACUGAACCAGCAGGACAACAACAAUCCCCUUCGGCAUAACGGUAACUAUCAAAGCCAUCAAGGGCAGCCUUCGCAACAACUGAGUCCCGAUCUCACGGAGGCUCUUAGGCUACAGGAGCAAAGGUUGGAACAGGCCUUGAGGCUGCAUGGGAGCGAUCCCAGAUCGCUGGGUUUUUCUCUCAGCGGCCAGCAGCAAAAUCAGAACCAACCGUGAAACUUUAGCUAUUACUGAACGUGUCUUACGUUGAACAUAGAAAUAUAUGUUUACCUGUACAAGUAUGUAUAUAUACUUACAUAGGUUAAUGUGAGUGCUUAUUGUUUUCUGCAUUUUAUCUUGACGUACAACGUUUCUUCCACUUUUUCAAAUAUGAUUGUUCCGAUUUAUCAUUGAAAUUUCUUUGCAGAGUUCCUUUAAUCGUUUUUCACUUCGUUUCAAUUGAGAUAUUUGUUUUGUAAUCUAUACCGGGAGGAGAAAUUCGAAAAUGAACAAGAUCAAAUGAAGAAUUGAAAUUUAUAUCAAAUCUACUUAUUCAAUGCCCUCUCAUUCUUAAACUUUUCGGAAAGGAUUGUUAUUUAAUGUCACAAAAAUUUUUAGAUGUUUUAAAUAGAAAACACCAUGUUCUCUGAUAUCACUACACUAAUUUUCAUUCCUGAGAAACUAUAAAUUCUAAAUUAAUAGGUUAUGUUGAACUUCUUAGAUUUUUCUAAUCAUCAUUAAUGCCGGAACAGGAUUUUUAUCCUUCGUGGCUUACUCAGUUUUUCGAAUUGGAGUAUUGAUCAAAAUAUCUUAAUUUCUCUAUAACUAGGAAAUCAACGAAAUUAUAUAAAAUAUAUUCAUUUACUUUCAACCUAUUAAUACCCAGAGUACAAAAAGAAUUAUAUCUAAACAUUGAAAAGCUAAACUCUUAGUCUACAUCUUGUUUUGCUCUAUAGGCUUGCAUUAUUUCUUCAUAAAACCUUUUGAAUUCCUUAGCCUUUAUCUCCCAUCUAGACUUAUGUGUUAACUGAUGCAGAGUACAAGGCGAAAUAUUAAUUUCGUUUUCCUCAGAAAAGAGUGGAUAUAGUAUUUUUUCUUUAAAAAAUUAGCAAAUCCAAAAAAAAUAUGAAUUCAAUUAAUAUUCCUUUGGUAAUUAUUUUCGAAUUUGCUCCCCCCAAAGAAAUUUUCAAUAAUUUCUGAAAAUAGGUUGUGAUUUACCAUUGAAAUUUCUUGCAGAGUUCCUAAAAUCGUUUUUCACUCCGUUUCAACCGAGAUAUUCGUUUUAUGAGCUAUAUUGGGGGGAGAAAUUCGAAAAUGGACAAAACAAAUGAAGAGUUCAAAUUUAUAUCAAAUCUACUUAUUCAAUGCCCUCUUAUUCUUAAACUUUUCGGAAGGGAUUUUUAUUUACUGAAACAAAAAAUUUUUGAAUAUUUUAAAUAGAAAACACCGUGUUCUCUGAUAUCACGACUAUAAUUUUCAAUCCUGAGAAACUAUAAAUUCUAAAUUGAUAGGUAUUGUUGAAAUUCUUAGAUAUUUCUAAUUAUCAUUAAUGUAGCAACAGGAUUUAUCCUUCAUCGUUCACGUAGUUAAUCGGAUUGGAGUAUUGAUCAAAACAUCUUUAUUUCUCUAGAAUCAGGAAGUCAACCAAAUUAUAUAGAAUAUAUUCAUUUUCUUUUAACCUGUUGACACCCAGAGUAUAAAAAAAUUUAAAGAAUCAAAACAUUGAAAAGCUAAACUCUUCUUUAUAUAACCUUUUGAAUUCCUUAGCCUUUAUCUCCCAUUUAGAUUUAUCUGUUAACUGAUGCAGAGUAUAAGGCAAAAUAGUAAUUUCGUUUGCUUCUGAAAAGAGUUGAAAUAGUAUUUAUUCUUUUAAAAAUUAGCAAUUCAAAAAAAGUGAUGAAUUCAAAUAACAUUCCUUCGACAAGUGUCAUUUUAUCUGGUGAUCUUUUUCGAAUUUGCUCCCCUCAAAGAAAUUUUCAAUAAUUUCAGAAAAUAGGAUUUCUCUAGAUAAUUCCUGGUUAUUUAUUUAACUGCGAAAGUCAAAAUUGAAUAAAAAUGUGCCAAAUGAAUCAAAAUGGAAUAAACGUUCGACCCGUUCAGUUCAAAUCGAUGACUAAGUCAUCACCAAUUAUAUAAUUUGCACUUUGGAAGUGCAGAAAUCAUUUAAGAAAAACGAUAUAUGAUUUGUAUAGUAUAAGUGUUGAACAUUUAUACCUCACUGAUGGUAUAAAAUACUUAAGAGAUAGGAUAGACUGUAAAUAUAUACAAAAAAUGAGAAUGGUCAGCGCGAAUGCGAUUAUAUUUUAUUUUAGAUGAAUGUUCAUACAUCUUUUGUAAUAUCAAAAUUUUUCUGUGAUUUGAUUUUCGAAAAUUUCGAGAAUGUAGAGCAAUAAAACUUGUUUUGGUAGGGAUCUUCCCGAUUAACGCCCAUUGUCGCCAUCUAGUUCCAGAUCGAUAUCACUAAAUUAAUCGAUUUAAAAAACCUCGACAGUGGGCGUCGAUCUUCGAAGUCCCACUGUAUUAUGCAAUUAAAAUACUGUGAUUAGAAUGGAAUAUAUCAACUUGAUUUUUAUUUUUUCAAUUACGUGGCAAUUUUCCGGUUAGUGCUACUUUGCCACAAGCGAGUACAAAGAGGAAAUUGUUAUUCCUUUUCGAUUUUUUUAAGAGCGUGUGAGAUUGAGAGAAUGUCGUAUAUUUUAUUUUUUCAUAUAUAUAAAACUUUGAAAACAGAGUACUUACAACAGAAUUUAUAUAUAUACAGAGAAUGUGAAUAUGUAAAAAAUAUUUUUCCUUUGGAAAUUUAACAAAUUUAUAGGAAAUUUUUUGAAUUUCAAGUUUAUCUGGAAAGUAUACCUUUUUACGGAAUCCAUUGUUUCGAUUAACUAGGCAUUUUAUUGAGUGUAUAUAUCAUAUGAAUAUAUUGUAUAUAAAGCACAACAACAUUGAAAAAUAUUUUUGGUGUUAAAAUCAAACUUCGGCAAUUUCGGUCUUUAAUAUCGGAUUCUGUAUAUACUAAAAACAAAAUUCUUUUAAAAUAUACUCCACAGCAUUUUCAAUAGUCAUUCAUAGUCAAUAGUUUGAAAAAUACAAUAGAUACAGGAUAGCAGUUUCUGCUAUGAUUCCCUCAAAAGUGACGAAGAAAAUCGACAUAUACCAGAGGUAAUUUACAAUACACAGUUUUGAUUCGUGAGAGGUUGUUUUUCGACGGAAUACAAAAAAAUGGUGAACUUAUAGCUCUUAGGCGACUAAAUUAACAAUAAUUAACUCUUUCGGCUUCAUUCAUAAAAAUUCAAAGCUCUUUUUUCCGAGUUUUCAAACUAAGUUCAGCAACGGAUUCAGGUGAUUUUUUCAAAUUUCUCCACCCUUUUAUAUGGACUGAGAGAUCUUGUUAAAAUCACCCUUUUACGAAGACAAAGUGACUAAGGUGCGGUUCUAGAAGAACCGAGCCACAUUCUACCGAUCAUGACGACAUUAAAAUACAUAGUGAAAAACAUAAGAAAUAGCCCAGUUGCACCGAGUGCUUCAAACAUUUUGCCCACUAUAAUAACAAUAGUUAUUAUCCUUCAAAAAUCAUACAAUAGCCCAGUCAAGGGUCGGAUCUGGAGGGCACAUACGCAAGCGUAGGUGCUCGACAGAGACGUCCUUUGAAUUCAAAUUUUUAGCAAGCCCUUGGGGAGUGGGCCCAGCUCACUCUCCACCACCAGUGUAUUUUACAUAAAUAUUCAAGUCUUAAUGCCCGAAUGGACAAAUAUUUAUUGUAAAAUUACAUCAAAACAAAAUUUUCUUUGCAAUAGCCCACAAUACAUGUGCAGUUCUGCACACCGUUUUUAACGUUCAAACCAGAUUUUUUUCUCUACAAUUUUUCCUUGUUUCAUGCAACUGAUGGAGUAUGUCAUGUUCGUGUAGCAAAAGGGGACUCAAAAAAAAUAUGCUGUAGGCUUCGAUCCCUCUGUAAACGCUUACGUAGCUUUGAACGUAGUUAUUUUCAAUACAUGAUCAAUGGCUUCACUGGAACACUAUAAUUUCAAUUAAAUUCAUAUCUGUCUACCAUUUUCGUUUCAAUCCGAUUCUAAUAUCUUCUCCCCAGUUGGUGUUUCAUGAUUUUCCAUGUUCAUAGUGUAUUGUACAACCCUCAGCUUUGCUACAGUCAGCUUAUUAGAGCAUAUAAAUCUAAGAAAAUCCCUUUUUGUGAACAGCAUCUCGUCGGUUGUGGAACUUAAAAUUUUUUAUUUGCAAUAGUCAAAACGCAUGAGUGUUCUUAUGCUAUACAAAAAAGUUCGGUAUACCACACUUUCGUUCAAGUUUUUACCAACUCCGCAUGGAAAAUUAACCAAACAAAUUUUCAUUGCAGAGUUUUCCUCGUUUCAUUACAAUAAUAUAUUCAGAAUUUAUAUACAAAAUUAACGAAUACAGAUUAAACGAAAAAACAUCGCCAAAAUUGAUAGAAGUUAUACAAUGACACUUUUAGUUUCGUUUUCUGUUGAUUUUUAUUUCCGCUUUCGAUAGCCAGACAGUUGAGAACAUUUUGGUCCGUUUAUAUUAAUUCCAACAGAUCAACACUUAAAUUUUAAACUAGGGAAUCUAAAAGUCACUUUUGGGAAAAACAAAACUUUUCGGCAACUACAGAUACUCCAAAUCGUUCAAAAUUCAGUCGAUUACAUUUGGCAAACCACUUGUAAUUCCAUAGUAAACCCAGAUAGUUAAUAAUAUAAAUGUUAGUUGUGUUAUAUUGCAAUUUUUUAAUGUUAAGUUGUGUUUUUUCGUAUACGUCAUACUGUAAGGUACUCCAUCGUACAACAUUGCCCUUGUAUACUCGAAUCUGCAACCUUUUUCGACAUUUAUUAUAUCUCAACCGUCCAACAUAGUUUAUCUUUAGAUGAACUACUGAACGUUUGAAAAUUCUUUUUCAAAUCUUCAGAUGUUGUAUGGUUUUAUGGAGAAAAUUCCUAUUAAAAAAAAUCUCAGAUGAUAAUCAAUAGAAAAGUUGAUAUUGCCAAUUCCUUAUGACAGAUAUAGCACAGAUUAAUAGUUGAAUGUUUCUUGUUGACAUCGAUGUAGCUACAAUAGAAUAAUACAAGUUUUUUGUUGAAUGUAUUCAAGGUAAUAUCAACUUCUUGGGGUUCCAGUAUACAAAACUCGUCGCAAAAGUUCAAACUUUCAGUUCGGUUAAACAAAACUCAACAUAUCCAAUCCAAAAAUAAAACAAUGUUGUGCGAAAACCAUAUAUUCAGUUUCCAAUGAUAUAUCCGAUGUAAUAUUGGAUUUUUAUAGGAUUGUCUUGAAGAAUCGUUAAUUCAUAGUUACUUUCGAAGAAAGUGUCUAGAACUCUGAUGUUCGAAAUUUGAUAGAGAUUCAUUCGCCAAGUAGAAAAAAAAUCUGUAAAUCUAGUCUUGAUAACUUCAACAUAAACUGAAAAAGAAAAUAAAAUCUUAAGGAGGAAAAAUGUAAAAUGAAUUUGUUGAAUGUGAUAAAAAAUUCCCCAAAUACUUGGCGGUCUUCAUCAAAAUUCGUACUAUCUGUUCAAGAAUCUUUGAGGCUCAAAAUAUUCUAGUUUCUCUAACUGUAAAUGUUGAAACUACAGUUGAAUUUUCUUUUGCUUUAAUGUAUUUAUUGAAUUGUUAUAUAGUUUAAGUUAAUUAGAUGUUGAAAAUAUUCAAUUUAAAGUUUGAUAUUAUUUGAAUUGUACUGACAAAAAUGGAUACUUUGAGCAAUUCCUCUGGAAUUGUUGUAUAUCAAGAGUGAAAUGUUGAACUAGAUUUAAGUGAGGUUACAUACUAUUUUUAAUUUUCUACAAUAUUUGCCAUUUUAUUUUCCAUUCGACUGCCAUUUCGAUAGUAACUUAUGCUUUUUUAAUUAAUUUUUAAGUUCCUAUAUAUUUUUUUCGAAGAAACUGUAGGUACAUUACAGAAUUCCUGUAUGAAUGUUGCAUAAAUGAAACGUUGUUCCACUUGUUGAAUUAUGGUUUUGUAAAUUUGGAAAUCACUCAAUUACAUACACUCGAAAUUGUACAAAAUUUGUAAAAAUUUAGACGAAUUGAAUCUGAAAAUUGUACAUUAUAGGGACUAAGGCAAUAUACACGGUGUGUAAUUGAAGCUUUCCACGGAAGAAUUUGAGAAUUUAGUCUAGUGAAAUAAACUUAUCUGUGAAAAUUGAGGCAUUACAAAUUCGAUUUGAAGAAUUGAUUUCUGUGGCACUAGAUCACCAAAAAAUUGUGAAUUAGAUGAAUAAAUUAUGUUAAUGUUUUUGAAAGAAACAAAAAUCGAAAUUUUGGUGUAUGAUGUAUGUGUGACAAAUGUAUCUGAUAUCUGAAAAUAGCAAAUUGCAAAAAUUA
Messenger RNA from Harmonia axyridis, 9948 nucleotides. RefSeq names its product zinc finger transcription factor lin-29-like. NCBI's taxonomy places the organism in Eukaryota, Metazoa, Arthropoda, Insecta, Coleoptera, Coccinellidae. Gene Ontology annotation, biological process: regulation of transcription by RNA polymerase II. The coding region runs from base 1452 to 3854 and encodes 800 amino acids. The record is from RefSeq and is a predicted model, not a curated record. Gene Ontology annotation, molecular function: DNA-binding transcription factor activity; RNA polymerase II cis-regulatory region sequence-specific DNA binding. Gene Ontology annotation, cellular component: nucleus. The transcript has 12 exons.